This is a messenger RNA of Penaeus indicus, 387 nucleotides long. RefSeq names its product serine/threonine-protein kinase PknL-like. Gene Ontology annotation, biological process: protein phosphorylation. Bases 1 to 387 code for a protein of 128 amino acids. The record is from RefSeq and is a predicted model, not a curated record. Gene Ontology annotation, molecular function: protein kinase activity; ATP binding. The transcript has a single exon. NCBI's taxonomy places the organism in Eukaryota, Metazoa, Arthropoda, Malacostraca, Decapoda, Penaeidae.
AUGAUGCACAGGCACGGGCUCGCCCACAACGACAUCAAGCCAGCCAACGUGUGCGUGCGGGUGGGCGCGGAGGGAGCCCGGGUCAUCGACUUCGGUGUGACCCUGGCGGCCGGGACGCUGCCGAGGCUGGGGAUCCAGUGGGACGAGCGCCUGUGCUACGCCCCCGAGAUCUGCGGGAGCGAGAGGGCCGGCCCGCGCGGCAGCCUCUCCGACGCGUACGCCGUGGGCAAGCUGCUGCUGGUCCUGUUCAGCGGGAAGCCGCAGAUGCCGCAGCUGGUGAGGCGCUGGUUCUUCAGGAGCCAGGAGCUGAGGCCAACAGAGCGCCAGGGCCUGGGCUCGCUACUGGAGGCCCUCGAGAGGAUCCGCCUGCUCCGCCGCUGCUACUGA